Molecule: messenger RNA, 5395 nt
Organism: Balaenoptera ricei (Rice's whale)
Lineage: Eukaryota; Metazoa; Chordata; Mammalia; Artiodactyla; Balaenopteridae
Gene: USP49
Product: ubiquitin specific peptidase 49
Exons: 6
Coding region: 113-2146 (677 amino acids)
Biological process (GO): protein deubiquitination
Cellular component (GO): cytoplasm
Molecular function (GO): cysteine-type deubiquitinase activity; zinc ion binding
Source: RefSeq, a predicted model, not a curated record
GGGAUUCGUUAGUGACUGGCAGCUGCCCGGCCGAGCUGUCGCCAGGGGGACUCCACAGGAGGAGCAGGGCCCUAAUCGUGACAGGUUGAAAGAGUGAAGACUUCCAUAAGACAUGGAUAGAUGCAAACAUGUAGGGCGGUUGCGGCUAGCCCAGGACCACUCCAUCCUGAACCCACAGAAGUGGUGCUGCCGGGAGUGCGCCACCACCGAGUCCGUGUGGGCUUGUCUCAAGUGCUCGCACGUGGCCUGCGGCCGCUACAUCGAAGAUCACGCCCUCAAACACUUCGAAAAGACUGGACACCCGCUAGCCAUGGAGGUCCGGGAUCUCUACGUGUUCUGCUACCUGUGCAAGGACUACGUGCUCAACGACAACCCGGAAGGGGACCUCAAGCUGCUGAGAAGCUCCCUCUUGGCGGUCAGGGGCCAGACGCAGGACCCGCCGCUGAGACGCGGGCGGACGCUGCGGUCCAUGGCCUCGGGCGAGGACGCCGUCCCGCCGCAGCGCGCUCCUCAGGGACAGCCGCAGAUGCUCACGGCUCUGUGGUAUCGGCGCCAGCGCCUGCUGGCCCGGACGCUGCGGCUCUGGUUCGAGAAGACCUCGCGAGGCCAGGCCAAGCUGGAGCAGCGGCGGCGGCAGGAGGCGCUGGAACGCAAGAAUGAGGCAGCGCGGCAGCGGCGGCGCGAGGUGAAGCGGCGGUUGCUGGAGGAGCUGGCCAGUUCCCCUCCGCGCAAGAGCGCGCGCCUGCUGCUGCACGCGCCCCGCGCCGCCGCGCCGCGCGCGCCCGCUGGGCCCCGCCCCGCGCCGCGCCGCGCGCCCGCCAUGGCGCCGGGCGUCACGGGCCUGCGUAACCUGGGCAACACCUGCUACAUGAACUCCAUCCUCCAGGUGCUCAGCCACCUGCGCAAGUUCCGUGAGUGCUUCCUGAACCUCGACCCGUCCAAGACGGAGCAGCUGUUUCCCAGGGCCGCCAACGGCAAGGCCCCGCUCGCGGGCAGGCCGGCCGGCAGCUCGGCCACCGAACUGUCGCCCAGGAGCCACGGGGCCGAGGCCUGCGAGCUCGAGGGCCUCUGCUUGAAUGGCGGGGCCUCCCUCAGCAGGAGCCUAGAACUCAUCCAGAACAAGGAGCCCAGCUCGAAGCACAUCUCCCUCUGCCACGAACUGCACACCCUCUUCCGCGUCAUGUGGUCCGGGAAGUGGGCCCUGGUGUCGCCCUUCGCCAUGCUUCACUCGGUGUGGAGCCUGAUCCCCGCCUUCCGCGGCUACGACCAGCAGGACGCGCAGGAGUUUCUCUGCGAGUUGUUGCACAAAGUGCAGCAGGAACUCGAGUCCGAGGGCACCAAGCGCCGGAUCCUCAUCCCCUUCUCCCAGAGGAAGCUUACCAAACAGGUCUUAAAGGUGGUGAACACCAUAUUUCACGGGCAGCUACUCAGCCAGGUCACAUGUGUAUCAUGCAAUUACAAAUCCAAUACCAUCGAGCCCUUUUGGGAUCUGUCCCUGGAAUUCCCUGAACGCUAUCACUGCAUAGAAAAGGGGUUUAUCCCUUUGAAUCAGACUCAGUGCCUGCUCACUGAGAUGCUGGCCAAGUUCACAGAGACAGAGGCCCUGGAAGGGAGAAUCUACGCUUGUGACCAAUGUAACAGCAAACGACGAAAAUCCAAUCCAAAACCCCUUGUUCUGAGUGAAGCUAGAAAGCAGUUAAUGAUCUACAGACUACCUCAGGUCCUCCGGCUGCACCUUAAAAGAUUCAGGUGGUCUGGCCGUAAUCACCGAGAGAAGAUUGGGGUCCAUGUCGUCUUUGACCAGGUAUUAACCAUGGAACCUUACUGCUGCAGGGACAUGCUCUCCUCUCUUGACAAAGAGACCUUUGCCUAUGAUCUCUCCGCAGUGGUCAUGCAUCACGGGAAAGGGUUUGGCUCAGGACACUACACAGCCUAUUGCUACAACACAGAGGGAGGUUUUUGGGUCCACUGCAAUGACUCAAAGCUGAAUGUAUGCAGUGUCAAGGAAGUGUGCAAAACUCAAGCCUACAUCCUUUUUUACACUCAAAGAACAGUUCAGGGCAAUGCAAGAAUCUCAGAAACCCAACUCCAAACUCAGGUGCAGUCCAGCAACAACGAUGAGGGCAGACCACGGACCUUCCCCUGAAUGGGAGGCACGUAUCAAAGACUGGCUUGCUUUUAAACUAUUGGUUUCUAUACAUAUUUCCUCGUAUAGGAAAUAAGGUUUACUGCAGGAACAGAUUACUAGUUUGCCUCACUGGGUCUAGAGCAGAAGAUGCCGGGUGACUCAUGUGCUAUCAUAAAAUUUGUAGCAACUUUCUUUUAAAUGGGUUUAGAAAUUCCCUCCUUCGUUAAAACAAAUCAAAAGGAGUAACUUCUAUGAAGACUCUUUCAUCAGUUGCUUCUGAAUAUAGAGGGAUCUGGGUGGAGGAAAGAGGGAGUAAAUUGGUCAUAUCCAGCCAUGUUCUUGCUAUUACAUGAUUCCCCUGCUAAUCAGGACUCCUUGCAGCACCAGAAGAACCCUCCUGAUGUGAGCAGCCCUCGACAGAGCACGCAAGGAGGGGCCCUGGGCUGGCAGCUUGCUGGAUAGGAUUGGUUCCAAGGCAGGAGGUGAAGUCUAAGGAUUUUUUCCUAUAAAGGAAGUAGCCCUCAAGGGUUGAAAGUCUGCAGACUUCCUUUUUUAGGGGAUAGCAGUUGAAGAGUGGAAUGAGAUGCAUGGAGGAAAUUUCUCCAUGUGAAAUGGGAGGUUUUUCAUGUGUCAUACUCUCCCUGGCUGCUGCUGUCAUUUAAUCAUACCACAUCUUCUGAGGUGGCAUGAACAUCCCUUCAUUCUAAAGAAGGAGCAGUUCACAUGGGGAAGCAAGAAACUGGUACAUGACAUGUUCUUUGUGGUACACUGAGCCUAAGGGCACUCCUGGUUACCUAGUUCUGUAGCAAAUCCCUGGUUCAGGUCUAGGGCAAGCACAUAGUUUGGUUUAAAUUGGUCUUUGGGUCAGUUGUCUGAGGCCUUCUCAGAACUCAGUUAGGGGGUGGGGGUGGGGGGAUAGCCAGUGGUCCAGGGCUUAUCUAAAUGCCUGUCACCCACUUCACCUUGGUGCAGCAUGCAGCUUUUUUUAAUCUGCAGCUUAUUUCCUGUUCACAAGAUGUGGGAGCUUUUGCUUUUCUAAGGCUUAGGAAUCCUCCUCCUGUAUGUCUGAACAGUUUAUUGUUGACAGCCCUGGCCUGUUUCCUCCAAAAUCUGCUAAUCCCUACUGUUUCUUUACCCACCCACACUCAGUCCAUCAGAGAAGAAAGCAAGAGUGCCCUGUCCUUAACUCCAGUGCUAGUAAAAUAUAUCUUUCUUUUUUAAACUGGGUCAGUUUCUAAGUGGCAUGAAAUUGCCCAGAUAGAAACUCUCUGCCCUAUCAGGCACCACUGAAUUUCCCUUUUCAGUCCUUCGCUUAGACUCACUAGUAAAAGUGAAUGCAAACCGUAACUCUCACUGUGGGAGUGCUGCAGCCUGCCUCAGCCUGUCACUCUGAAUGCUCAUCUUUUGACUGAGUAUGUCAUAUUAACAUUUCAAUUCAGGUAGAAGUACAGUUGCCACCUGAAGAGGAUAGAUGUGAAGGGAGUUUGGGGAGGGAUGGGAAGUUGGGAAAAGAAAGGCUGAAGAAUGAGAGCCAAAGGUUUAGCGAUGUUGAGGAACCACAUUUCCCGAGAUCUGUAGCAUUUGCUGUUGACCUCUUUUGAGAUGAAUUCUCCCAUAGGACCUGCCAGACAGCACUGAGACUUGGAGGAAAUCAGACAGAAAAUGGCUCACCCUGAUAAGGAAGAGGAGUGACUAUAUUUUAAAUUAAACUUGCUUUUUCCAACACUGUGAGGUUUCUGUAAUAUUUAGCUUUUAUUUGGAAGCGAUAGCGUAUGGCAUUUUUUAUGCUAUUUGGUUUGUAUUGUCUACUGCAGGCUUCUUUGUACAAGCUUGGCCCGGGCUUACCCUCACCUGGACACUGUUUUAAAGUGUCACAGCUGCCCAUGCUGUCAGAGGCUCUGACGUGAGGCUGUAUCCCCUAGAUCCACAUUUUUAAGUUGGCAUGAUUGGUUGAUGACUUUUUGUGGCAAGAGAAAAGCGCAUUAACUCAAAAAAACCCAAGGAGAGUAAAAAGGGAAAGAAAAUAUAAAUUGUGCCUCAUCUUUCAUUGAAUGCUAUAUUUAUUAUUCUAGAAAAAGAGAACUUACAAAUGGAGAAGUACUAAUAGAGCAUCUACUUCAUCCCUCAGGCUGUCCAGGGGAAAACAAGAAAAACAAACAUCUAAUAGAAAAUUAAAAGAUCUUCAAAUUUAAUUCUUAAAAAUAAUUUUAUACCAAGUAUUAAGGAUUAUUAAGCAAAGGACUCUGUAAAAUAAGUGCUUAACUUAGCUGAGCACACAUUGUAUCAAAUUAACAAAAUCAUUUAAAAUGAGUUGGAAUAGAAACCAAUACCAGAGUCCUCAGUGAGCUGCACACACUUGAAGGUGCCACUGCAGUGAGACACCUCAGGUACCCAGAGGCAGCAGCACUAGACGCUGUUGAGAAGUUAGUAUUUAUGGAGAUUUUAAUUAAAGAAAAGAGUUUCCUGCUGCAUAAGCCAAUGGCUGUUGUGAGGGAAAUGUCCCUUUGCCUUUAAUUUAUUACAUACUGGAAGUAGAUGAAUUUCUUAGUUGCAUCUUACUUUAAGUCGAAACAUUGUAAGGAGAAGAAAAUAAGAACCGGGUAGAAGUUGACUAGAUGCUGCCAAAUCAAACCCAAGAUCUCCUAACUGAACCUUACGAGCCUGCUUCUUUCCCAGACAAGUAGUUGGAGUCCCGUUCUAGGAACCCUUUGUAGUUGGCUGGUGUGUUUACUUUUUGCUGUAGCCAGCCAAGAUGAAUGCACCCUGGCCCCUCAAAAAGGAUUUUACCUCAGUCUAGCUUGACCCUCAUACUUGUGGUUGCCUCUGACAGCAUCCAUGCUAGUGUUUUUUUUUUAAAAAAAAAAAAAAAAAAAAAAGAUUAGGAAUGCCCUCAAUGGCCAGGAACUGAAGCUCUUAAUUAAAGGUGGGCAGACCUCUUGCCUGCUUUCAUCCAGUCCCUCUUAGGCUGAUGGGGGCAGUGCCACACUGUAAAGAAUUUCCAGAUGUCUCUUACAAUGUCAUGAAUAAAAUUGGAAACUACAGAAGUGUUAAUGUGUCCUAUGGACUCAAUAGCAGAGUUUAUUUUUGUUUUUAAUGGCAAGGCUUCUAGAGUCAGUGAUUGUAUGAGUUCCCUGCUCAGGCUAUGCUUACAGUUCCAUCAAAGUGCAAGAACUAAUGAGGUGGGUUGGCUGGAAGUGGAGCAUGGCCCUAGCCAGGUCCCAGCAUAAACACAAGAGAGGUCAACAGUAGUACAGAAUGAAAACUUGG